AUGUCAGACCAUCGCCUUAGAGCACAAGCAGAAAAACGAAAACAACGUCUGCGUCAUCAGUACAGCAAUGCCGGGGCUCUGGUCGGCAGGAGUUCAAAUCUGGUUUCAAGAACAUCUAUUGACCUUACAAAAACACAGCAGGUAGCCAAACAAUGUAAUGAUAGGGAGAAGGAAUUACCGGCGAAACAGGAAAUUAGCUUUGGAAAGAGUCAAGUUGAAAAGCAUGGAGGUGAGUAA
Protopolystoma xenopodis is the source of this 237-nucleotide messenger RNA. Lineage: Eukaryota; Metazoa; Platyhelminthes; Monogenea; Polystomatidea; Polystomatidae. The record is from the annotation of a GenBank genome assembly.